Messenger RNA from Nelumbo nucifera (sacred lotus), 931 nucleotides. Its product is annotated as universal stress protein A-like protein. Lineage: Eukaryota; Viridiplantae; Streptophyta; Magnoliopsida; Proteales; Nelumbonaceae. The record is from RefSeq and is a predicted model, not a curated record. Gene Ontology annotation, molecular function: AMP binding.
CAAAAACAAACAAAAAAUUGGGAACCGAAAUUUUCAUUUUACUUUUGAGAGCGCGUUCAUUGGAUCACCGUUCUUCGGUGCAUGUUAGUAGCAAGCUUCAUUACGGGGUAGGGGAGGGAAAGGGGAGGUUUCAGGCUUCAGGGAGACAGCGUCAGCGAGAUAACUGAUAACGAAGACAGAAGACGGAUAGCAAUGGAAAGAGGGGUGGAAUCGGAGCCGACUCGGAUAAUGUUGGCAGUGAACGAGUCUUCCAUCAAAGGUUACCCGCACGCAUCCAUUAGCAGCCGCGGUGCAUUCGAGUGGACUCUUCAGAAGAUUGUCCGCUCCAAUAUCUCCGGCUUCAAGCUCCUAUUCCUUCAUGUUCAAGUCCCCGACGAAGACGGGUUUGAUGACAUGGAUAGUAUUUAUGCAUCACCUGAGGAUUUUCAAGCAAUGAAACACAGGGACAAGACCAGAGGGCUUCACUUGCUGGAGUACUUUGUUAAGAAAUGCCAUGAAAUUGGGGUCCCUUGUCAAGCAUGGAUAAAGAAAGGUGAUCCCAAGGAAGUAAUAUGCCAUGAGGUGAGACGAGUUGGCCCAGAUAUGUUAGUUGUGGGAAGUCGUGGGCUUGGACCUUUCCAAAAGGUGUUUGUUGGAACUGUAAGCGAGUUUUGUGCAAAGCAUGCAGAAUGCCCUGUUGUAACAAUCAAACGCAAAGCAGACGAGGCACCAGAGGAUGCUGUUGAUGAUUGACCAGCUUCCAGAGAGUGUGUGCACUUCAAUUUUUUUUUUUAAUUUUUUUUAUUUUUCACUAUAUAAGACAUAUUACAAGUGAAACAACAAACAUAAUCAGAUUGUCAUAAACCAGAAAAAAAGAUAGCAGAAAGCAUUUGCUGGAAAAACUACAUAAGAUGUGUGGUAUGUGAAGAAACCUGUUGUUACUCUCUUAUGA